GUCAGAGUUGUAUAAAGUUGCAGUGCCUGUAUGUUGUCGUGAGGCUGCUGUUUCCGACAUGCCACAAAUAAGGAUGGUAAUAGAUACUGUGGGCUAAAGGCAUGCGACACUGCACCUUGCGGCGCUGGCAAGUGGCCGGCGUUCCUCGGUGAACCGCUGAAUAGUUGAGCGAGUGGAACAAGAGGCGGCGGCGGGGCUGUGGGCAGGGCCACCUCGGCAGCAUGUUACGGAAUGAGGAAGCAGUUCCCGCGGGGAACAGUCUCACAAUAGAGGCGCGUUUACAAAGUUAGCGAAACGGGGAAUUUCUGGCCAAAGGCGACGUGUGGGAAGGAAUGAGGUUAACAUUUAAAUAACUUAUUCACGACAAAUCCGAGAGGGAAAGGCACUUACGUCCACAACUUUGGUCAAGGUGCUGCCUGCAAGGGUGUGGUGCUUGACUGGUUUACAAAGAAUCCGAUUGAGCAAGUUAUUGUUGCGAGCCAGCCCAGCAGAGGAGAGGAGAGGAGAGGAGAGGAGAGGCAGGUUGCAGCGUCCCGGGACUGGGGGCAAGGACUGGAGGAUGCGAGCAGGUGCUGGAGUUGACCUGCUGCUGCUGACACAAGCUGAGUGAAACACUGCGGCUGCCCGCCGCUGGAGGCUCGCCAUGUCGCUCACACUUUUUCUGAAGAAGGUGUCCAAACUCAGCGGCAAAUAUGACAGACUCAUCGUGGUCACCUUCCGAGGCUAUACAUACUCGACUAGAAAAGUCCAGUGUGAGUUCGAGGCUAUUGUCAAUGAGGAGUUCAGCUGGCCUCAUUAUGGAAGGGACAUCAAGGAAGAGAUGUUGGAGAUCAAAGUGUACAAUUACAGCAAGCUCUUCAGCAACAGGCUGCUGGGUCGCUUGCAGAUCAGUCUUCAACAGGUGACCAAAACUGGCCGCCUCGAUCUCAAGGAAGCUCUGGUUGACAAGAAGAAUUCUCUAACAGAUAUACUGGUGGAUCUGGAGAUCCGGUACCUACCGGUCGAAGGAGCUGUGGGAACGUGGGCAGAAAAUGACUUUGUGGUUGAUUUAAGUGACGGGGAUGAUCUGAUCAUCAGAAAUGACAACUUUGAAAGUCUCAGCCCGAAUGAACUGGCGAAAGCCGACCAACUGGAUAGAAGGAUGAAGUCCCUUGGACGGAAACUAGUGAAUGACGAUGAUGGUGAUGAUAAUGAAGAUGAGGAUGAUGUUGAUAUUUGCGACAUUGAUAUCAGUUCGAUAUCUUUCACACCACAGAAAAGUCGUUCAAGGUUUUCCACUAAGGCAGACCAACGUACGUCUAGAAUACAGAAUUUCCAGAUUGCGAUUACCAUAUCUGAGGCACGUAAGCUAGUCGGUGUCAACAUUGACCCUGUGGUACACGUGAGAGUGGGAGAUGACAAAAAGCACACGUCUACACAGAAGUCCACCAAUUGCCCAUUCUAUAAUGAGUAUUUUGUCUUUGAAUUCCAAGAACCAGCAGCUGUCUUGUUUGAUAAAAUCAUUGAAAUUGUUGUGAUUCAUGCAAAAAGAAUCCCAUUCACCGGAGUUCAGCUUGGAUUGUUCAGGAUUGAUGCUGGAACUGUUCAUCAGCAGCCUGAUCAUGGUUUUUAUCAGAAAUGGGCUAUUCUGACUGACCCAAAGGACACUAAAAGUGGCAUCAAAGGUUUUGUGAAAUGUACAAUUACGGUGAUGGGGAAAGGUGAUUUCCAGGCGAUGGUGCCGAGUGUCAGCACCAAACAGGAUGACGACGUUGAAAAGAAUCUCUUGCUUCCAAAACUAGUGCCGCUUGAGAGGCCUUGGGCCAAGUUCUACAUCAAGUUGUACAAGGCAGAGGACCUGCCCAGCAUGAACUCUGGCUUCAUGGGGAGUCUGUCAAAGAUUCUGGGUGAAAAUAAAGUUUUCAUUGACCCUUACAUCCAAGUCACGUUUGCGGGGCAGCAGGGAGAAACAUCAGUGGAUAGCAACACGACAAACCCAGUCUGGAACGAACAAAUCACUUUUGUUGAGAUGUUUCCUCCACUUGCUCGACGUAUCAAAAUUCAACUUAUCGAUGAUGCUAAUAUUAAUGAUGUUGCUAUAGCAACUCACUUCCUUAACCUACACCAAAUAUCUGAUUCCAGGAUAAAUGCUGGUUUCUACCCAACCUUCGGCCCAGCGUGGGUCUACCUCUACGGCUCUCCGCAGAAUUCUGUGCUCAGGGAUGCCCAUCGGGACCUGAACGAGGGCCUGGGUGACGGGAUAUAUUACCGAGGACGAAUACUUAUGGCAGUGUCAGUCGACGUGUUCAGCUCCAUCUCAGCCGUUCAAACCGACAAAGGAAGAAACGCCAAAAGGGGCUUGAGCAAAUUCAAGAAAAAAAGCAAGAAAUCCAAGUCGAAGACAAAAGAAGAGAGUCAAAAGCAAAAUGGUGAUGAAGAUGGAGCUAAUGCCCUGGAGCAGCCGACUGCGAUGGAAGUGAGCGUGGACUCGGUUCACCCUGUGCCAGAAGCUGUUACAGGUGAAAAAGAGGAAUUCCUUCUUUUUGCUGCAUUUUUCGAGGCCACUUUGAUUGAUCCAUCUGUCCGCUCACGACUUCUCAGCUUUGAAGUGUCCAUAGGAAACUGCGGCAAAUUGGUAGAAGUUGUGACAAAAAAGAAGAAAGAAGUUAAAGUGGAAGAGAGUGAAGAACAUAAAUCGUUGCUGGAAACAGGAGACUCCGAGGAUGAAUUGGAGAAUACUGAAGUUAAUUUAUUUCCAAAAGAUAACUCAUUGAUACCACCCAGAAAAGCCGAGAACACAGAAUAUGACAGAUCCUAUUGUUGCAUUCCAUACCUUUAUGAGAAACCAUGUGUGUAUGUGUGGAAUUGUUGGGAAGACUAUUCCUGGCGCUUGUAUAACAGCAAUGUACUUGCAAAGGUAGCAGAGAGACUGGAGGAUGGGCUGGAUGAAUUGUUUCACAUGGUGAAGAGACCAAAGUCUAAUCCAGACGAUUACUUCACUCAAGUCUUGAACGAGUUUGUUGCUGGCUGCAGACAAUAUCACAUUUAUGCUGAUAAGAAAACCAUGAACCGGCCGAACAAUCUGGAUAGAUCUCGGAUUAAGAGCUUGAAAUGUAACAUUAUUAAUUAUGCCAAACAGGCACGAAGAAUUCUGAAACGAAAGGGGAAAAAUAUCAAGUUGCACCUGGGAGAAGUACAAAAACUCCUGGAGAAAUUCAAGAAACAAGUGGAGGAGCCUCAGACUCCGAUUCCCGACAUCUUCAUCUGGAUGUUGAGCAAUGGGAAGCGUGUGGCUGUGGCACGAGUCCCAGCUCGACAGGUUCUGUACUCGGUGGUGGAGGAAGAGAAAGGACAGGACUGUGGGAAAAUUCAGUCCCUCUUCAUGAAGGCACCAGGGGCACCGAUUGGGGAGAUUUUUGCGAAACUGGAGGUUUCCAUGUGGCUGGGAGCGACAAAGUCCACUAAAGACAUCGUCAGCAGCCUGCCCCAGGAAUAUAUCCCCGUGUAUGACGAAGCAGCGAAGGCGGACACCACUCGGAUGCUGCCGCCCAUUAAGCUCAACAGUGACUACAACAGUUAUUUCCAGCUCCGGGCUCACAUGUACCAGGCUCGGGGACUGCUGGCAGCCGAUGAAACCGGACUGUCAGAUCCGUUUGCAAGAGUUGUGUUUUCAACUCAGUGUCAGGCAACCAGGUACCUGGAAGAAACACUGUCUCCAAUGUGGACAGAGAUGUUGCUGUUUGAUCAAAUCCUAAUCGAGGGAAGUAAAGAAGAACUGAAGAAUGAUCCACCCUUAAUCAUCAUUAACAUCUACGACUUUGACAGCUUUGGCAGCCCGGAGUUUCUUGGACGUGCCUUUGCAGUUCCAUCCAUUAAACUGCAGGAGGAAAAAUAUGAGAGACCAACCUUAAAGUUUCAUGACAUUUACAAGGGCAAGACCAUGGGUGGUGAACUGCUGGCAGCUUUUGAACUGAUAGAACUUGAUUACAGUGGAUAUGGAGAGCCAUCUCUGCCAGAAGAUGUAGAAUGCAAACAUCCAGAAUUUCUUGAUGCACUGGAGAAACAUUUCAUCAUUCCUGCAACAAUCCGGCCAAGGCUCAAGAAGUUCCGAAUUGAGGUUCUGUUCUGGGGACUCCGAGACCUCAAACGUAUACAGAUGUUUGAAGUGGAGCAGCCCCAGGUGACGAUGGAGUGUGGUGGUCAGAAAGUAGAAUCUGAAGUCAUGCCAAGUUACAAGUUGAACCCAAACUUCGGUGAACUUGUGAAAUUUUUUGAAGUGGAGCUGCCAGAGCAGAUGUAUCUUCACCCGCCCCUGAGCAUUGUGGUGGUGGAGCAGCGAGCGUUUGGCCGCACUGUUCUGGUCGGCACCUUCACCGUCACAAACCUGCAGCAGUUUUCCCUGGAGGAAUUGGAGGAGAGUUCAAGCCAUGAAGAUACACAACCCAAACCCCGACGAAAAGAGACUAAGAGACCCUCAAUCUCUAAGAGAAAAAGAGAUCCACAAAUCGCCAUUUCCAUUGAAACAGAAGUGUCACCUCAGAAGAAGAAAAGACCUCUCGAUGUUCUGAAGAUACCAAUGAAGAAACUGGCCCUGCCAAAACUGGAAAGUGCACCUGAAGAAUUUGAGGAAAAGGUUGAAUUGUCAGAACUGGACUGGUGGUCAAAGUACUACGCAUCUGUGGAGGAGAUGGAGAAAAAAGAGAAGGAAGAGGAAGAAGAGGAAGUGAUUGAGAUGGAUGUUGAUCCAUUGAUGCCAUCAACAAGUGAUGAUCUGGAGAGGGUGUUUAUUGCACCCAAGGAACAGCCAGUCACGCGAGGAAAGAACAUCAUUACAACUUUUAAGAUUUACAACACAGAACUGGAGAAGGAAUACAAUAAUUUUCAGGAUUGGCUUUAUAUCUUCCCCCUGUACCGGGGAAAAGCCAAUGAUGAUGAAUAUGAAGAUAAUUGUGAAGAUCGAAUUAUGGGCAAAUGCAAGGGCUCCCUGCUCAUCUACCCAAGUGAUGAAGUGGAAUCUGAUUUAAAGAUAUUACAGGGAAUUCCAACAAACAGGCCAGUCAAGCUUCUGGUCAGGGUUUAUGUGGUGAAAGCAACUAACCUUGCUCCCACUGAUCUGAAUGGGAAAUCUGAUCCCUAUAUUGUGGUUAAGAUUGGUGAACAAGUACAGGACAGCAAAGAACGGUACAUCCCCAAACAGUUGAACCCAGUCUUUGGAGAAGUAUUUGAAAUGACUGUUGCGUUUCCAAUGGAAACAGAGCUCACUAUUUCAAUAUUUGAUCAUGAUAUGGUUGGAAAGGAUGACCUGAUUGGAGAAACAAAGCUGGAUUUGGAGAAUCGUUUCUACAGCAAGCACCGAGCACAGUGCGGACUGUCCAAACAAUACGACAUUGACGGCUACAACGCCUGGCGUGACUGUCUGAAACCAACACAGAUAUUAACAAAACUCUGCAAAGAUUCCCAGUUACCAGAACCGGAAUACAGACUGGAAGAGGUGAAGGUCAGCAACAAAAUAUUCAAGAUCCCCAACAACAUUCUUCCAGUGGGGGAGAACAAGAAAGGGGAACAGCCUGUGAUGUCUGAUGAACAGAAGGCUUUGUAUGUGUUGAAUCAUUGGGAAGAUAUGCCAGAACGUUCUAUUAAAAUAGUGCCAGAGCAUUUAGAAAUCCGGAAGCUCCAGAAGUCGGACAAUACAGGAAUGCCACAGGUAACGAUCAUCAACAUUCCAAUAUUAUUCCUUCUGAGAGCCAGGCACCAGAGCUCUCCAGAGAUUUCAGUUGCUACCAGUUUGUGCCAGGGACCUCCUGUAGAAUACAUGUACUUGGUAAAACCAGUCAAUAUAAAACCCCGACAGCCUAUCAGCUAUGAGCUGCGAGUUAUCAUCUGGAACACAGACGACGUGCCUCUUGAUGACGUGAAUCCACUAACUGGAGUCGAAUCCAGUGAUAUCUACAUCAAAGGUUGGCUGAAAGGUUUGGAAAAUGAUAAACAAGAGACCGAUGUCCAUUUUAACUCUCUGACUGGAGAAGGAAAUUUCAACUGGAGGUUUGUUUUUCGCUUUGACUACUUGCCAACGGAGAAGGAGAUUGUUUAUAAGAAGAAAGAAUCCAUUUUCUCCUUGGAGGAAUCGGAGUUCCGUCAGCCUGCCGUGCUCACGUUACAGAUCUGGGACUACGAUCUGAUUUCUGCCAACGAUUUUCUUGGCUCCAUUGAACUGAAGCUGAACGACAUGGUUCGACCAGGAAGGACAGCUGACCAAUGUACCAUCAAGAUGGCGAAAGAGAAGGCGGGUCCGCGCGCAUCCAUCAUCCGGGGAAAGAGGAUGAAGGGAUGGUGGCCCAUGACCAAGGUGAAAGAAGAAGAGGACGAGGAAGAAGAAGAAGAGGAAAGCAAAAAAAAGAAGAAAAAAAAGAAAAAGAAGAAAGUAAAAAUCGAGGAUGUUGAAUAUACGGACAACUCUGGCAAUACGUACAUUCUUAGGGGUAAAAUUGAGGCUGAGAUGCACUUGCUCACUCUGGAAGAAGCAGAAAAGAGUCCUGUUGGCCUUGGUCGCAAAGAGCCUGAACCACUGGAUAAACCCAACCGACCCAACACAUCCUUCAACUGGUUCAUCAACCCACUGAAGUCAUUUGUGUACUUUAUAUGGAAAAACUACAAGUGGUACAUCAUUGGUUUACUGAUCCUCGUCAUCCUGGCACUCUUCAUCUUCCUGAUCCUUUACACCAUGCCUCAAUUCAUCAGUGAGAAGAUCAUCAACGGAUGAGCCUAUCUCAAAGACAACUCCAGUUAAAUAAUUCCAGCACAACUUCAUGUCACUCCAGCACUGUGAUGUCUUCAGAACUGCAAGGGCUGGGCAGCGGCUGGCUGCAGAGGAAAAGCCCAUCUUUUACAGCAGUACAUGACUCCCAGAAAGGCAAUGUAGCCAGUGUUACAGCUCAUGGGCUCCGAUUGAGAAAAUGGAUAAAGGCAAGUUAACUGAUGUAACAAGCAGCAAGAGGAAUGCAUUUGUCACUCUCUGGAAUUAGUGCUCGACUGGAGUCAUUUGUUCACCUUCCAAUUAAACAAUGAAGAUUCUUUACUCCAGUAGAACUUUAGAAAUUCAACCCUGACAAAGUAAUAAGAUUUUUAAUAUAUUUUAGCUACAAUGCAUCUAAAUCAACAGUUUAUAUUCUCAACUUUUAUUGGAAAUUGUGCACUCUUCUCAAGCCUCAUCUGUAAUUUAGUUGACAUCAUGGUUAGAUAUUUGGAUAAUCAUUACAUGUUGAACUCUUGUUGCUCCCCAUGUACAAGUUCAUGAAGUAAAAGUCAAAUAAAUAGGGUGCACUUCUUUACAUUGCCAAGUUUCUACAGCACUAUGCACUGUAACAUGGGUGUGAUGGCAGACAGGGCCAUAUUCAGCUCAUCCGCCACCUCACAGUUAACGUAACUCAGAAUUUGCAUGUUCUCCCUGUAACUGAGUGGAGUUUCUCCUCCAUCCCAAUAACAUGCAGAUUUCUAAACUAAUUGGCCAUUGGAAGUUGUCCCAUAACAACUGGAAGAAUCUAGUUAGAAUAGAUGCAACUGCUUGAAUUAGAUGGGAUGGAGAUUUUGUGUAAAGGGGUGCAUGAUCAGCAAAUUCAGUGGGUUGAAGGGCCGGCUUUCUUGCCGUUUGACUGGCUACACUACAAUGGACUCAAACUAUGUUUAGAUAGAAAAGAUGAACAAUUGUCAAUGAAAUGCGAGCGAUUCAGUGGCCCUGGAAUUGCUCUUAUAUUUUUGAUUUUGAGGGCAAAGUUAAUAAAACUAAGAUAACCAUUUGCUC
Molecule: messenger RNA, 7777 nt
Organism: Leucoraja erinaceus (little skate)
Lineage: Eukaryota; Metazoa; Chordata; Chondrichthyes; Rajiformes; Rajidae
Gene: fer1l4
Product: fer-1 like family member 4
Exons: 45
Coding region: 644-6739 (2031 amino acids)
Biological process (GO): plasma membrane organization
Cellular component (GO): membrane
Source: RefSeq, a predicted model, not a curated record